Neocloeon triangulifer is the source of this 1189-nucleotide messenger RNA. RefSeq names its product large ribosomal subunit protein mL44 (gene mRpL44). The coding region runs from base 115 to 1137 and encodes 340 amino acids. Gene Ontology annotation, biological process: RNA processing. The record is from RefSeq and is a predicted model, not a curated record. The transcript has 6 exons. NCBI's taxonomy places the organism in Eukaryota, Metazoa, Arthropoda, Insecta, Ephemeroptera, Baetidae. Gene Ontology annotation, molecular function: ribonuclease III activity.
ACUCCGCCCACUAUCACCCCGCCCACCCCAAAUUUUGCACAACAAAAACUCGUGCAAUCGCAAAGUAGAUUUGAAAGAUCACUUUUACGAAAUUAACCAGCGUGGACCGAGAUAAUGAGUUUUGCUUUAAGGUGCAUUCUUAAGGAGGCGCGAUAUGUGCAGAUUUUCUCAGUUCAGCAACAGCGAUACUUAAAAAGAUGGUUGGCACCGACCCUGAAAGCGAUGUACAAAAGGAAGGAGAGGCACGAAUAUUUGUAUGGACCUAUUCCAAUCCCCAAAAGAUCUGCCUUUUUAGAAUGGAAUUUCGGCUCUGAAGUUUUCGCAUUUGGAAAAAGGCUGGGAGAGCAAUUUGACGACAACCUCCUUCGUCAGGCAUUUACUCAAGCGGAUUAUCUGCACAAAAUUUCUGAGGAGCAGAAAAACCUGGGGCUGGAGAAUCCUGAUUCAGUGUUGGUUAGCAGCAACGAAGAAUUGGCUCGAGAAGGGCGAGAGCUCAUUAGUCAAUACGUCUUUGGCUUUCUGAGACAUACCCUGAAAAAAUUGCCUGAAGAGGGAGUGAGGAGUAUUCACGACAAGUUGUUGGGAGACGAAAUGUUGGCGCACAUUUCUAAAAACCUAGGAACUAAAGAUAUAAUCCUCACUGCAGAACAUGAGCCUAGUGAAGGCACCUACUCAAAAGUGUUUUGUGCAAUCGUGGCCGCUCUCUCUCGGAGCUCCACUGCAGACAGGACUGGUGGAUUUAUCAGAGACUUUGUUUUGGCUCAACUCGCGGAAAACAGCUUAGCAGAAUUUUACAUCCCCGAGAAGCCAUGGGCAACCUUAGAAGCUCUGUGUCCUGGCGUGGAGGCGAGACUUGCCAAUGCAGAAGGACACGGGACAAUAAUGGCUGCAUAUCGAGUCGCAGUUUUUAAUAAGGACAAGCUGUUUUUGGGCGAAGGAUUUGGAGAGACAGUUAAGGUGGCCAAAAAUUUGGCUUCAGUUGAUGCUCUUAACAAAAUGUUUGAAAUUCAUGACGCUCGAAGCCCGCUGCCGCUUGGACCAAAUGAAUGUCCCAAAAUUGAGGAGAUUGGUUUGAAAAUGAACAAUCCAAACCCUGCCAUCAAUGAGUUGACCCCAAAUAUUGUUAGAUUGGGUUAGAAUUAUUGAUAGUAAGCUGUAGAUUAAAUAAAAUUGAUGUUUAUUAUAAUAC